AUGGCUGAAGCGGAUGAGAGACGGGACGUACAGCUGGUAGGUCUUGGGGCUCUUGCGAGAGUGAAUCUCAUAGCCCUCGGACAAACGCGUAUCCGAAGCGACGAGGGCAAAGUCUUCGCCAGCCACACCCAGGACGGUGCUGUUGCGAAGCCAGACAGACAAGCAGCGUCAGAGGUGGUUACAGACAGAUACAACAACACGGUAUCCAAGGCGUGCGAUGCCAUGGUAGAAAAGGGCUUUGCCUACGAGCGCUCCGUUGGGGCUUUUGUUGAUGAGCUACAUGCGCUGGGCAAUGAUGCAGCGUACCGCAAUGAUGCCACACUCCCAUCCGCGCUCAACCAGUUUACAAGCGCGCUCCGCGAGCUGCAAAGCCAUCGCACGCUGCUUCUACAACAAGCCAAGGCCACCGUAGCUGAAUCGUUGAGGCAAUAUGUGGCACGUGACGUUAGGGGCGUCAAGGACCUGGCCAAACUCUACCAUAAAAUGAGCGAUGACCUGGAUGCUGCCCGAGCCCGCCGUGCGGCUUGCCCACCCAGUUCGUCGCAUCUCUCUCUCUCUCUCUCUCCCCAGCCCGAAAACUGCAGGCUCACCAAAGAGGGGUAUCUCUUUAAGCGGGCUCACAACGUCAUGCGGACAUGGUCACGGCGCUGGUUCAUUCUGCGCGGUGGGCAGCUGCUAUACGUCAACCGCGACAAGGAAGAACCUCCACAAGCCUUUGUCGAGGAUUUGCGCAUCUGCACCGUGAAAGCAGAGCCGUCCGAGUCCAUCGACCGCACCAAUUGCUUUGAAAUCAUCACUCCCUCCCGCAACUUUAUUCUACAAGCUGACAAUGGCAUCGAGAAGGAGCGCUGGAUUCUAGCCCUCCAAACCGGGAUUAGUGACGCGCUCAACAACAAUGCCCAGACUUCAGUAGCUUCAGCUCAACGCAUGACGGUUGGUUUCAGCUGGCCUGCAUCCAGAGUCAUCACGAGCAGACACGCUCACAGCCAAACAUGUUCUUGCAACCCAACCUUGCAGCCACUGGAAUCCGGUGACCAGGCUCGCGAGUCGCAGCGCCGUGAAUUGCAAAACGACAUUGCUGCCUUGCCAGGCAACGAACUCUGUGCCGACUGUGGUCGUGCCAAGCCCUCCUGGGUGGCCAUCAACAUGGGCGUCUGCCUCUGCAUCAACUGUUCGGGCGUCCAUCGCUCGCUUGGUACCCACUUUUCAAAAGUGCGCUCCCUCGGGCUAGAUCAUAUUGAUGCCGAAAUCUGCAAGGUCAUUGGGUGCUUGGGCAACGUACGCUGCAACUCGGUCCUCGAGUUUGUGUCUGAUGAGGUUCAACCCUUGAAGAAGCAGCUUGCAGAAGCAUCUGAGAGUGAUUUGCGCGAGCUGGUGGAACAGUUUAUCCUCAACAAGUAUAUUUACAAAAAGUUUAUCGACCCGACCCUGGACGUUGACCAGCUGCAGGAGGAUCUCUUUGUGGCUGCCGGGGAGGGCGAUGUGGCGACAGCCUCUGCUUGUCUGCUGGGUGGCGCAGACAUCAACGCAUACAACGAUGAUGGCCUGACCCCUUUGAUGUUGGCGGCUGAGUUGGAUGAUACCGCAGACUUGGAGGACUGGAUUCGAGUUGGUCUGGAUGCCUUUCAGCAAGCAGCCAUGCCCCAGCUACCCACUGUGAUUGAAGACACCCAUGCCCCUUCCGUUUCCGUGUCAACGACUACGGGCAAAUUAGCCAUCACCGAUCUCAGCCAGGAUCUGGACGCCAACCUCGGCUGCAUGGUUCUCUCUGACUACGAGCAACCGGGGCGCUACCACAAGUGGAUGAAGGGCUUUCGUAACCCACCCCUCAUGCUCACGAGCCGUGAAUACGCCUUCCAGCUCACCGCUCUCAACGAUCGUGGCCAAAUCCUCCUCCCCGCCAUUCGCCGAGAACUCGAGCAGACGCAAUACAUCGACAACCUCACUGUGGAAAGCGACUUUUUACAGGGCCGCGUCGCCCGUCCCGAUCGCCGCUUUCUCGAGGAAGAGCGCAGUCGCCAGCCCAGCAUCUUUACGGUCGUGCGCGCCAUUGCCAACGCCUUUCACAGCCCAGCCGAUGCCGUGCUCGGCUUGUAUGGCGCCUUUGGAUACGAUCUCACAUUCCAGUUUGAGCCGACCAAAUUGCGCAUGACCCGUCCUGCACACCAGCGCGACAUUGUGCUCUACAUCCCCGACGAAGUUGUUGUUUGGGAUCCCCGUGAAGACCUGGCCUUUGUCUACUCUUACGACUUUGCUUGGGAUGGCAAGUCCACCCAGGGACUGCCGCGAACCGGGCCCAAGACGGUUGUGCAGUACGCAGACGAGCUGGAACGCUCUCAGGAUCACGAACCCGGCCAAUACGCGACCAAGGUGGCCAAGGCCAAAGAAAAGUUUAAGCGUGGAGACUUGUUUGAAUGCGUUCUCAGCCAGUCGUUUUACUCGCUAUUGCCGUGCCCUCCGUCGGAGCUGUUUCGUCGCUUGCGCAAGGGCAACCCGGCACCGUUUACCUUCAUCAUGAACUUGGGCUCCAACGAGUAUCUGGUGGGCGGCUCGCCCGAGAUGUACGUGCGGGUGCAAGGUGAUGAGGUGGAGACGUGCCCCAUCUCCGGCACGAUCCGCCGAGGGCGUGACCCCGUGGAGGAUGCCAAGCAGAUCUUGACCCUUUUGGCCGACCCCAAGGAAGAGUCGGAGCUGACCAUGUGCACGGAUGUGGACCGGAACGACAAGUCGCGCAUUUGCGAGGCAGGCAGCGUCAAGGUGGUGGGCCGCCGCCAAAUUGAAAUGUACUCACGCUUGAUCCACACUGUGGAUCACGUCAAGGGCAAGCUGCGUGAAGGAUUUGAUGCCCUGGAUGCAUUUUUAUGCCAUACCUGGGCCGUGACCGUCACGGGGGCCCCCAAACCUUGGGCCAUUCAGUUUGUCGAGGACAUGGAGGAGUCGCCGCGCGGUUGGUACGCAGGUGCGGUGGGAGCUCUGCACUUUGAUGGCUCUUUGAACACGGGCCUCACCUUGCGCACGAUCCAAAUUCACAACGGCGUGGCUUCAGUACGCGCGGGGGCCACUCUCUUGUACGAUUCGGAACCGGACAAGGAGGAGCAGGAGACGCGCCUCAAAGCCUCGGCGUUCUUGGAUGUCUUGCGUGUGGCGCCCGAGGACAUGUCAGAGGCCCUUUCAGCGUAUCAAGGCGAGCAGCGACGCGCUGGUGCUGGCCUUCGCGUUGUUGUGAUUGAUCACCAGGACUCUUUUGUGCACACGCUGGCCAAUUACCUGCGACAAACGGGGGCCGAGGUGAUGACGCUGCGCACGGGCUUUCAACCAGCCGAGCUGCAAGCACUUCACCCGGACAUGGCUCUGCUCUCACCAGGUCCCGGUUGCCCAGCCGACUUCAACGUGUCGGGUGAAAUUGCCUUGCUGAUGCGACUGUGCAUCCCCACCUUUGGCGUGUGCCUGGGCUUGCAAGGCAUGGUGGAGCACUUUGGCGGCCGGCUUGACGUGUUGCAAUAUCCCCUGCACGGCAAGCCUACAGCCAUUGAUGUGGUGGAACCGCGCUCGUACAUUUUCAAGGACCUCCCACGCCGCUUCACGGUCGCCCGCUAUCACUCCCUUUAUGCACGUGUGGAAGAUGUUCCCACGAAGAACUUCAAGGUGACGGCGGUGAGCGAGGACGGGGUCGUGAUGGCGAUUGAGCAUCGCACGCUGCCCCUGGCCGCCGUUCAGUUUCAUCCGGAAUCCAUCUUGACUGACCAUGUGCACGGCCUCUCGAUGCUGCAAAAUGUGCUGCACGAGUUUACGAGCCGUGGCAAAGCAGGCUUCCAGCGACGCAAGACUGUUAUCUAGAUGACUCUGUUCGAUAAGACGUGUACCCACGUAAUGGGGCAUGUACGUCCGGCGGGGCAAAUAGCAGAGGUGAUUGAAUUAACAUCUGAUAGCC
Molecule: messenger RNA, 3931 nt
Organism: Monosiga brevicollis MX1
Lineage: Eukaryota; Choanoflagellata; Craspedida; Salpingoecidae
Exons: 13
Coding region: 1-3837 (1278 amino acids)
Biological process (GO): L-tryptophan biosynthetic process
Cellular component (GO): cytoplasm
Molecular function (GO): anthranilate synthase activity; protein binding; GTPase activator activity
Source: RefSeq, a predicted model, not a curated record